Clupea harengus (Atlantic herring) is the source of this 1418-nucleotide messenger RNA. RefSeq lists its product as uncharacterized. Gene Ontology annotation, molecular function: protein binding. The record is from RefSeq and is a predicted model, not a curated record. NCBI's taxonomy places the organism in Eukaryota, Metazoa, Chordata, Actinopteri, Clupeiformes, Clupeidae.
UACUACUGAGAGGGAAGGAGUAAUGUUAAAGAUGAGGGCUGUCAUCACACUGCUGGUGCUGCUGCUCUCCAUGUGUGUAUCUCAGACUCGGAGCACCCAGACUGAAGUUCACACAGAGAGCCAGAGCACUGGGGCUGCUGCUGCUGCUGCUGAUGUCUCUACCCAGCUGGACGUCUCUGCUGAGCUCAGGGAACUCAGAGAUAUGGUAGUGGAGCUGAGGGUGACUCUGAGAUUCACUCAGGAUGAUCUACGAAACACCAAAGAUCUGCUGAACAAAAUAGAGUCUGAAAAUUAUGCCCAAGACAGAGAGCUGACAGCUGUGAAGACUGAAAUGAUGAACCUGAUCAAGUACAAUUUAGAACAAGACUCAGAGUUGAUAGCUGUGAAGACUGAAAUGGUGAACCUGAUCAAGGACAAUUUAGCACAAGAAGCAGAACUGACAGCUGUGAAGACCAGACUGGCUGCAAGUGAAACUGAAGUGGUGAAUCUGAGGGAGGAAGCUGCAGCACAGACAGCUGAUCUGAGGUCAGUUACUGAGAGACUGGGAGCCACUGAGACUGACAUGGACCACGUGAAGAAAGACACUGCAGCACAACACACAGACCUGACCACUAUGAACACUGAAGUGAUGAACCUGAAGAUGGAACUGUCUGCCAGUGAGACUGAGGUGGAGAAACUCAAGAUGGAACAUGCAGAACAAGAUUCAGAGCUGACAGCAGUGAAGACCAGACUGGCAGCCACUGAGACUGAAGUAGUGAAUCUGGAGAAACAGAUUAGAGAGAAACCCAAGGUGGCAUUCUCAGCAGGUCUGACUAACUCAGGAUUCAUAGAGGCUGGGAGUACUGAGCUGAACUUAGUCUUCACUAAAACCAUCACCAAUGUUGGACAGGCCUACAGCAACACAACAGGCUUCUUCACAGCUCCAGUGAGGGGAGUCUACUACUUCAGAUUCACAGUCAUGGAUGGACUAAACUCACGCUAUAUGCAUAUCAAGAUGUUUAAGAAUGCAAAGCAGGUCAUGUGGUUGGAUAACUAUGAUACCGAUGGAUAUGCCUAUCUCUCCAGUGGUGUGACUCUGCAGCUGGAGGUGGGAGAUGUAAUUAACACGCGAAUCCCUGAAGGCUCCAGGCUCUAUGAUACUUCUGAUAACUACAGCACAUUCAGUGGCUUCCUGCUCUUUGUUCUUUGAAGGGAACACACUGCUCAACUGCUCAUGUUGUCAAAUGAUAAAUAAUAUGCUUCAUGAUCAUGGUCAAAUAAAGCACUUUUAAAAUGUAAUCCUUCGGUGCCAUCAUUGGAAAUAUUGAGCAAUGCUUUAUCAACACAGAUUCAUAUUGAUGGAGUUUACUUCCUGUUUUUAAUCAAGAGGGUGGAGCCAGGAACAUAUGCAGCCAAUGAGAAGAGAGAAAGUGUGUGUG